Molecule: messenger RNA, 1506 nt
Organism: Triticum turgidum subsp. durum (durum wheat)
Lineage: Eukaryota; Viridiplantae; Streptophyta; Magnoliopsida; Poales; Poaceae
Source: the annotation of a GenBank genome assembly
AUGGCAGCGGUGCCGCACGUCGUGGUGAUCACCUUCCCCUUCGCCUCCCACGCGGUGAAGCUGUUCCGCCUGGCGCGCGCCCUGGCCGCCGCGGCGCCGGCCGCCACCUUCUCCUUCCUCUCCACCGCCGGCUCCAUCGCGCAGCUGCAGGAGAAGAACCAGGACGCCCUCGAGGCCAACCUACGCUUCGUGGAGGUGCCGGACGGGUUAACGUUAUUGCCACCGAGCUCGGGUGGCGCCGGGCCGGCAGCGCCGCCGAACCAUAUGGCGCGUCUCGGGCUCUUCCUGGCCGCCGCUGAGGCUGGCGGGGUGGGAGUGGCGCUGGAGACGGCCCGCCUUGCUGCCGGCGGUGCCAGGGUCACCUGCGUCGUCGGCGACGCGUUCGUCUGGAUGGCCGCCGAGGCGGCCGCUGCGGUGGGGGCACCAUGGGUUCCGGUCUGGACCGGCGGUCCGAGCGCGCUCCUUGCGCACCUCCAAGGUGACGCGCUGCGCGACGACAUCGGCGACAAAGCGGCGAGCCGGGCGGACGAGCUACUGACCUCGCACCCGGGCCUCGGAAGCUACCGCGUCCGGGACCUCCCCGACGGCUGCGUCUUCGGCGAGAUGCACCUGCCGAUCGUCGCCCUGUUCCGUCGCGUGGCCGAGCAGCUGCACGUUCCCCGCGCCGCCACCGCCGUGGCCUUGAACACCUUCCCAGGCCUCCUCCCCGACGACGUCACCGCCGCUCUCGCCACGGAGCUCCCGGAGGUCCUCCCCAUCGGCCCCUUCCAUCUUCUCCCAGUGCCCGGCGACGACGACAACGCCGCCGCGGCCGACCCGCACGGAUGCCUCGCCUGGCUCGACGGCCACCCGGCCCGCGCAGUCGCGUACGCCAGCUUCGGCACGGUCGUCACCGCCGUGGUAGGAGGACAGGAGGAGCUGCGCGAGCUCGCGGCCGGGCUGGAGGCGUCGGGCGCGCCGUUCCUCUGGUCCCUGCCAAAGGAGUACUGGCCGCUGCUUCCGGCGGGGUUCCUCAACCUAGAGCGCGCCAAGGUGGUGCCCUGGGCGCCGCAGGCGGCCGUGCUGCGGCACGCGUCGGUGGGCGGCUUCGUGACGCACGCCGGGUGGGCCUCGGUGCUGGAGGGCGUGGCCGGCGGCGUGCCCAUGGCGUGCCGUCCCUUCUUCAGCGACCAGCGGAUGAACGCGCGGAUGGUGGCGCACGUCUGGGGUUUCGGCACGGUCUUUGAGCAGCCAAUGACGCGCGAGACCGUGGUGGAGGCCGUGUCGUCGCUGCUCGCCGGCGACAAAGGCACCCGGAUGCAGGAGAUGCGGGACAUGGCGGCCACCGCGUUCGCGUCCGACGGCGGCAGCAGGAAGAACCUGGAUAAGCUUCUCAACAUAGUCUGUACAUCAUCACAAGAGCACAGGCGUGAUGAUCUUCAUGUCGACGAAGCAGAGCAGACGAGAUGCGCACCUGCACAUGAUCUGCUUAAUGCCACCAGCCUAGCGCACACCGUGGCUGACUGA